Colletotrichum spaethianum is the source of this 558-nucleotide messenger RNA. RefSeq lists its product as uncharacterized. Gene Ontology annotation, molecular function: chitin binding. NCBI's taxonomy places the organism in Eukaryota, Fungi, Ascomycota, Sordariomycetes, Glomerellales, Glomerellaceae. The record is from RefSeq and is a predicted model, not a curated record. The transcript has 2 exons. Bases 1 to 558 code for a protein of 185 amino acids.
AUGUCCUGCUUCGGGCGGAAGCGCCGCCGCGACGUCCUCCGCCGCGAAGCCUGCAUCUACCGGCUCGAAAGCAAGCCCAGACGGCAGCUGUGCUGGCUCCAACGGCUAUACGUGUCCUUCGGGGCAGUGUUGACCACCUUCUCAAGUUCGAGGAAUGGAUAUUGCGGCACCACGAGCGACUUCUGCGGCUUUGGCUGCCAGUCUUCCUUCUCGCCUGGAACCUGCACGGCCUGCCCUGGAUCGGCCUGCGCCGGUACGGUGAGCAGCAACCCGACGUGCUCCGCGAACAACGGCUUCUGCUGGACGCUCAACUCCAAAAAGUUCCAAAUCGUCUGUGACAGGCUAGCAACGGGAGACAAUCUGAGCUACGUGGAUGCCACCAGCCUCGGCGACUGCAUUUCCAAGUGUGGCUCUACCGCGGGCUGUGUUGCCGCUUCCUUUUACCAGGGCGCGAGCACAACCUGCACUUUGCUCAGCGCCUACCGAGGGUCUGCUGAUGCCAACUCGGCUGGCGGCUCCAAGAACCAUGCCUACGUCCGUAGCCCCAGCUGUGGAUAG